Messenger RNA from Gavialis gangeticus (Gharial), 5107 nucleotides. It is a transcript of the gene DNAAF2, whose product is annotated as dynein axonemal assembly factor 2. NCBI's taxonomy places the organism in Eukaryota, Metazoa, Chordata, Crocodylia, Gavialidae. Gene Ontology annotation, cellular component: cytoplasm. The transcript is spliced from 4 exons. The record is from RefSeq and is a predicted model, not a curated record. The coding region runs from base 264 to 3191 and encodes 975 amino acids.
CGACCAGGCGGGAGGGCCAGUGGCGCCGCCAUCUUGCUUGGCCGCUCUCCAUAGCAACCAGAGCGGGAGUAGCUGCGCCGGCGCUGCCAUUUUGCCUGACCGGCCUCCACGGUGACAUCUCGCCGGGCCGGUUUCCCCGGUAACCGAAACAGCAGCGGCGCCAUUUUGUUUGUCCCGUCUCCACGGCGACCGGAGCAGCGCGGCGCCGCCAUCUUCUUGCUCCGGUUUCCCCAAUAACAGCUGCGUGGGCCGCCAGCACGGCGAUGGCGGGUGCGGGAGCGGAGCCGCUGGAACUGACGGGCGAGGAGGUGGAGCGGCUACGGGCCGCGUUCCGCGACGAGCGGUUCCGCGCGCUGCUGGCCGAGUACGCGGCGGAGCUGUCGGAUCCGGCAGCGCGGCAGCGCUACGAGGAGGAGGUGACGGCGCUGGAGCGCGAGCGCGGCGUGGACGUGCGCUUUGUGCACCCGGAGCCGGGCUACGUGCUGCGCACCAGCCAGGAGGGCGCCGGCCGCUGCUACCUCAACGUGUGCGGCAGCCCGCUGCUGGGCCGGCCCGCCUACCGCCUGCGCCUGCGCCUGCCCUACGCCGUGGACCAGGCCCGCGGCUGCGCCACCUUCGACACGGCCGCGCGGCGCCUGCUCGUCACCCUGCCGGUGCUGCGCCGCCCCGGCCACAGCACAGCCGCAGCCACCUGUGACAGCAGCGCCCCGGAGCAAGCCGAGAGCAGUGAGGCUUCUGCUGGAGACCCCGGUGACAGCACACUGGUAUCCCCCGGUGCCCCGGGCCCAGCUAAGACCUGCGAGGGCCCUGCCGGAGACCCCGGUGACAGCACAGUCGCAACCGCCUCUGUCAGCAGUGCCUUGGAGCCAGGGAAAAGCAGUGAGGGCCCUGCCGGAGACUCCAGUGACAUCACAGCCAUAUCCACCUGUGCCACAAGUACCCCAGAGCCAGCUGAGAGCCGCGAGGGCCCUGCCAGAGCCCCCAGCAGCAGCACAGGGACAGCCACGUGUCCCCACAGCAGCACUGAGCACCACAGCGGUGGCCCGGCCCCUGCCAGAGCCCCCAGUAACACCACAGCUACAACUACCUGUGCCAGCAGUGCCCCAGAGCCAGCUGAGAGCCGCAAGGGCCUUGCCAGAGACCCCAGCAGCAGCAAAGCCACAACCGCCUCUGCCAGCAGUGCUAUGGAGCCAGACAAGAGCAGUGAGGGUCCUGCCGCAGACCCCAGCGACAGCACAGCCAUAUCCACCUGUGACAGCAGUGCCUUGGAGCCAGCUGAGAGCUGUGAGGGCCCUGCCGCAGACCCCAGCGACAGCACAGGGGCAACUGUGUCCCCCCGCAGCAACGCCAAGCACCACAGCAGUGGCCCGGCCCCUGCCAGAGCCCCCAGUAACACCACAGCUACAACCACCUGUGCCAGCAGUGCACAGCCUGCUGUACCUACCAAGUGCCCCUUCAGCAGCCUGGUCUUUGCUGGAGCCCCCAGUGACAGCUCAGAUAUAUCCACUUGUGCCAGCAGUGGCCUGGGCCUGGCUGGGCCCGCUGUGCACACCUGCAGCAGCAGCAAGGGCCCUCCUGGAUCCCCCAGCAGCACAGAUUGUCUUGCCUGUCCCAGUGCUGUGCCCAUCCAGUGCCCCUGUAGCGGCCCAGUCCCUGCUGCAUCCUCUAGUAAUCCCAGCACCAGCCUAGACCCAGCGGUGCCCGCGAAGUGCCCCAAGACCAGCAUGGAUCUUCCUCUAUGCCCCAGCAGUGACUUGGACCCAGCAGUGCCCGCUGAGCACCCCUGUAGCAGCCCAGCUUCUCUAUCCUCCAGUGACGGUGCGGCUCUAACUAGCUGCUCCAGCACUGACCUCCUGUGCCCCAGCAGUAGCCGACCUGCUGUGAUCUCUAGCGAUAGCCUGGGUCUUCCUGCCUGUCCCAGCAGCAACACAGAGCGUGCUGUGCCCGCCAAGCACCACAGCAGCAUGGAUCACCCUCUGUGCCUCAGUAGUACCCAGGCUGCUGCUGCCUCCUCAAACAACAGCUCAGAUCUUCCUGCUUGUCCCGGCAGCAACCUGGACUCUGCUACGCCCUCUGAGUGGUGCUGCAGCCAUGUGGAUCUCCCUGUGAAUUCCAGCAGCUGCCCUAGCUCUCCCAUGGCCACCAGCAGCAUGACCCCUCCUGUGUGUCCCCCCUUCCAGUGUACCCAAGAUGAAGAAUCCCUCACUCUGCUCGUGCAGGUACCAGGCAUCCAGCCGCAGAGUCUCAAAGGGGAGGUUGGCACAAACCACUACGGACUCAGCUUCUCCUCCAAGGACGCUGCUUCCUACUCCUUCUUCCUGCAGUUUCCUUUUGAAAACAAGUUGACCGCCCCUGAGACUGGUGUUAACGUGUCCCCCAGUAACGCUGUCAUAGGGCUGGCCAAGUCUCCUGAGAGCACUGGACUUUGGAAGAAGCUGUCCUUUGGCUUAAAUAGCCACGCUUUGCAGGAAAGGUUGUUUGUCAGUGAAGAAAACAUAGAUGAAUUUCUGGGCAGCAUCUUAAGCUCUUCAUUUUCCAAACAGUCAGCACUAGAAAGCCAGCCCUUAAUUGAAAUACUUAAUGUUACUGAGGACAACAGUCAAAUCAGAUUAAAGCCACAGGCAGUUGAUCAUUCUGAAUUCGGUGGAAAAGAACAAACUGUUAACAAUACAGGGGAAGAGCCAGUUGAGAGAGGGAAUGGAAACUGCCUUCAAACAAAGACAGAAACUAACCAGGCUGCAGCUGAUGCUGUCACAAAAGGACACGCUACAGAAACAGAUGCUGCUUCUGGACCUUUGCGGGCAGCAGCUGAAACAAUGGCAAAAGCAGGUUGUAGUUCAAGCCAUUAUUUGCAACAGGACCCUGCUGAGACGAGUGUAGCGAUUCCUGUGAAAGCGCAGAGACACAAACCAGAGCUGGCACUUACUUUGUCCACAGAGCAGUCCACUGCAUCCUUAGACCAUGCAAAACAGGAAUCUCUUCCUUUGGAGAAAGAGACAAACAUCAGAGAGAGAGAAGUAGUCACCGGUUCAGAACCAGGAGCUGAGAGCCAGCAUAAUCCAAACCACAGACCUGCUUCUCCAGUGAUAAAAGAAAUUAACACACAGGAUGGGAGCAUGCAAAUCAUUCGGGAUCACACAACUCGCUGUGCAGUUGUUUUUCAGAACUCUGUGUUAUAUGAAUUAGACUAAUUUGUUUCAGUUAAGAGGUUUCCUGUUGCUUCUGUAACACCAGCGCCCCUGCACUGUACACCAAAAAUUACCUUGCUCUGAUAUUAAGUGAGGUUCAGUCUGCUGUCAGUUUUUGGAUUUGAGUGGUUUUAAACUUUACCUGUAAUUGGUUUCUGUUCAGAUGUAGAAAUGUAAGCCAGACAAACAAUCACUCUGGUUUACCAUCCUUCCAGGCAGUUGAGCUCAGAUCUUGAGUAGUUCAGUCAUCUUUCUGACGUGUCAUUUUGUAUCUGUUAGUACAUGCACUUCACUGCUGUAAUGCCCGCCUUCAUAAUUUAUCCAACCUACCAUACUGUUGAAGUAAACAGCUCAUAAGCCCUCAUUUAGUUGGACUAACCUGCCAACAAUUUUUAGUAAUCAGUGGGAUUUCCUCAUUAGCUGGAGAAAUUCACUUAUUAAUUAAUUGGUCUCCUUACAAAAUUGUUUAUUGGGCUCAAUCCUAAAUUAGCAUUUUCCAUCAACCUGGACUAUCAAAUUACACCAAUGGAACUAUUAGUUGAAGAACUUGUUCCUUUGCCAGCUCCUACCAGAUCCAGCAUUUUCCACACAGUUUGCAUUUAUUCAUGUAGUCCUUAUCUUACUUACACUUAAGCAUCAAGUUCUUCUGUCUGGUUUCUUUCUACCCGUCAAAGACAAUUCCUCAUGGUUGUAAUGGCUGUACUGUUGGCUUGGAAGUCAGAGGAAGCACAGUUUAAACAGAGAGCAUCUGGAUUUUAAUGAUAAAUUUUCAGUUCCCUUUUCUGGUGCUCUUAAAAGAGCUGCUGCUUUUACGAAGGGAUCCUUUAGCAGUACAGGAAGAAAAUAUAUUUUUGAACAAAAACAGGAUCAAAUUCAUUUUACAAGACAAAGUGAGCAGGACCCAAGAUGAGGUUGGUUACAUUAUUUUUGCUAACUACAAGCACGCCUUGUGGUUGCACGUAACUCCAUGUAGAAGUACAGAAGCUCAGUGCUUGUGACAGCUUGGAAAUCUGGCAGUUAAAUUACCCAGCAGAAAAAGAAUUUAUUUUGGCAACACACUAUUUUAGAAAGAAAAAGAGCCUAGAGAGGUGGUUUUAGAAAAAUGUGGGGACAUUGUUCCCUCUUCACUGAGCACAUGUAAGCAAUUUAGUUCUUUGCCAUAAAGCAGGAGAGAGAGAGAAAUUUUGUUCUCAGGUUUUUGUUUUGCUUUAAAAAAAAUGCAUCAGCUAAGUUUCAGCAAGCUGAUAAUCCUUUCAGACAGGGCCCUACAGUCGCUGACCUCCAGUUACCCUUAUCAGAAAACUAAGCAAUUUAUUUAGGCUUACUGUAACAUGCCCUUACAAACUCACUAGGACUUAGAAGCAUUAAAUGAUCCUUAACUGACUCUGUUCCAUUUGCUGUGCAUGUUCUCCACUAUAUGAUAAUGUUCUUAUGCAGUUCAGUGGAAUCUGUUCCCCAAAGAAGCUUCUUCAACCAAACUAUCAAGACUAGCUAUGCUUGACUGCUAGAAGCCUUUGAAACAGAUGUAUCAUUACCCUCAGAACAGUCUAAUAAGUCAAUGUUUCGAUUUAACAAAUGGCAUUGUUUGGUAUUGUUCACGGCUUUUGGUUCUAAUUCAGUAUAUUUCCAUUAUACAGCAGUGUUUUUAUUGUCCAAUUUACACGGCUGACUAAUUUGAAAGCCUAAGUAUUUUGCAUGUUUGUUCCGAUGGAGGUGUACUGUCAUGAGUUUGUUUCUCUAUUUUAUGUCAAUUACCAAAUGUCCUUAAAUUUUUAAUGAAGUUUAAUGUACGCCAUUUGAAUGGCUAAUGGUAUUUGUUCAAUUCUUUGUAUAAGAAGAACAGAAUUUAUUUUGUCAUAGCAAGAAAAUACAACAAUAAAACUCAACAUUUCCCAGAAUCAAGGACUGGCAGUUUUACC